Messenger RNA from Cimex lectularius (bed bug), 1418 nucleotides. RefSeq names its product probable low affinity copper uptake protein 2. The record is from RefSeq and is a predicted model, not a curated record. Gene Ontology annotation, molecular function: copper ion transmembrane transporter activity. Gene Ontology annotation, biological process: copper ion transmembrane transport. The transcript has 4 exons. Gene Ontology annotation, cellular component: membrane. Bases 421 to 960 code for a protein of 179 amino acids. Lineage: Eukaryota; Metazoa; Arthropoda; Insecta; Hemiptera; Cimicidae.
AUUCAAUUGAUCAAUUCUAGUUCAAUAAGAAAGUUGAUUUUUUUUUAAAUAGUUUUUGGCGGUGUAAUUUGUGUGUAAUUCAUGAAGUUCCCUGUGGCCUAGUGCCUAACUGCCUACCAUAAUGGUUAUAAAUGAAUAGAUAAACCACACAUUUGUGGUUUGUGAUUCUCAAUCGUAUUUUAUGUAUGACGAUUUUAAAAAUUUUGUUGAUUUAUACACGAACAUUUGAUGUCGGUUUCUUUGACCUCAAAUGAGUUCUUACGGAGUAGGGAUUCAUAUCGUCCCUGUAUUGAUACUUAACGUUGUGAUUGCCCGUUGUAUUCCCGUGACGGAUUAUCUUCAAUUGAAGAGAUAAGACUGGCGAAGAUAUGGCUCGUAUAACUGUGUUGUAUUAUUCUUAACAGUACAACAAACGGUGAAAUGGAGAAUACAUUUUGGUUUGGAUAUAAGUUUGAGAAACUCUUCUUUCCUUUCGUUAACAUCGAAACAUAUGGAGAGUUUAUAUUAGCUUGUGCUGGUAUCAUCAUACUUACCCUUAUAUUCGAGAUCCUUAAAAUCUUUGAGGUGAAGACAAAAUUGAACAACAUAAUUUCUCUACAGAAACUUUCAGAAAAUUCAAAUGAUACAAAUCAAUUACUGGGGCAAAUUUCUUUCCAAAGCGACAUUAGAAAAAGGUUGCUCUGUUUGGAGACAGGAAUAUACGUUAUAGAACUGACAGUUGGGUAUAUGAUAAUGAUGAUCGUGAUGACAUAUAAUGUCUACUUUUUCUUUAUUGUUAUCGGGGUCACUUCCCUUGUCUACUUCUUCAUGGGGCAGUACAUCAUGAAUUUCAAGUUGCAGUUGACAAAACUGACCAAGGCCGAUGAUGCGGGUUUGUGCAUGGAGCCAGAUGAUGCGACGUCUGUCGAUGACUCGACGUGUGCAGUAAGCAUGCAAAAACCUCACACAGUUCACAUGUAAAAAAAAAUAUUUUUUUAUUGUAUUAAUAAUGUUAAGCUUUAUAAUUAGGAUUGUGAAUAUUGUAAUCAAACAAAUUUAUGUUACCAAAUCAGAUUUUAAAUAACCAGCAUUUAAUUGCUAACUAAUAUGUGAUAAUCAAUUUUAUUUUAAACGAUCUGAUCUAGAAAUUUCAGUAUAGUCUAGAAGAAAACUUAUAGUUUUAUAUUUGUUGGUGUGGUUUAGAAGUUAAGUUUUAUUUUUAAAUUAUUUCAUUAUCAAGCAUACAUUUGCAAAAUUAGAACUUUCUUUUUAUAAAUAUAAUUUUAUAGAUAAAACUUAAUAACUAGAUGGUAGGCAACUUGUGCGGUGGCAGUAUUGUUAAUCAACAUUGUUCUACUGAGAUGUGAUUAUUGUUGCUGGUCAAAAUUUACAGAAAGAAAUUUACAGUCUCUGUCAAUAAAUGUCAAUUAUCAGGUUUA